AAUUAUAUUUAACAAAGCAUGCUAUGAAAGUCUCAAAAGUUUAAAACAAUGAGUCGACAACAAUUGGUACAUAAAGUAAAAACUAUAAUAUCGAUGACUCUUGGAGGCGGUGUAGUUUUUACUGCUUUGAACAUCUAUAAAGGCAGCGAAAAGUUUUAUGAUGAUGUUUUAAUUCCCUUAACUCAUUCUAUACUCGGACCUGAAAAAGCUCAUGAAGCUGUAGUUUUUAUAAACAAAUAUCGUCUACUGCCUAGAAGUCAUUAUAAGGAUCCAGAAAUUUUGAAUAGCAAGUUUUUAAAUUUACAAGUACCGAAUCCAGUUGGAAUAGCUGCCGGCUUUGAUAAACAUGGUGAAUCGGUGUUAGGUCUUACAGAUAUUGGUUUUGGAUUUGUUGAGAUCGGGUCAAUUACACCUAAACCUCAAGAAGGUAAUCCCAAGCCACGUGUUUUCCGUUUGCCAGAAGAUUCAGCUGUAAUUAACAGAUAUGGUUUUAAUAGUGAUGGCCAUGAUAAAGUUCUUGAAAGAAUCGAAAAACUGCGAAACAGUGAUAAAUUUGAUGGAAUUCUAGGCAUUAAUUUAGGUAAAAAUAAAGAAUCAGAUAAUCCGAUUGAUGAUUAUAUUCAAGGUAUUCAGAAAUUUGGUAAAUAUGCAAGUUAUUUUGUAAUAAACGUAAGCAGUCCAAAUACACCUGGCUUGAGAACUUUACAAAAUGAGGAAAAUUUAAAAGUUUUAUUACCAGCUGUAAUAUCGGCCCGCAAUCAACUUGAUGUCGAAAAUAAACCACCAAUAUUAUUAAAAUUAGCACCAGAUUUAUCACAAGAAGAACGUAAAUCUGUAGCGAGUAUUUUAAAAAAACGUGAUUGUCGUAUUGACGGAUUAAUUAUAUCAAAUACUACCAUUGCAAGGAACGAUUUGAAAAGUAUUCAUUAUAAAAAUGAAACAGGUGGUUUAAGCGGACGACCGUUGAAGGAGAAAUCGACACAAAUGAUUAAAGAAAUGUAUCAAUUAACCAAUGGACAAAUUCCAAUUAUUGGUGCUGGUGGUAUAUUUACUGGUCAUGAUGCUUAUGAAAAAAUUCGAGCUGGUGCAUCAUUAAUACAAAUUUACACUUCGUUUAUAUAUCACGGUCCACCUAGAAUAACACGAAUUAAGGAGGAAUUACAGCAGUUAUUAGAAUUCGAUGGAUUUGAAAAUAUAUCACAAGUUGUUGGGAUCGAUGCAAAGAAAUAAUUUAAUUGUUAGCAUGUUUCAAUCUCAGUGUAUAUACUGCAUUUAUGCACGGAGCUUUCAAAGAGAGCAAUGUAACGCUAGCUAAGUAGAGUAUUUAGAAUUUUUAACAUAAGUAAGAAUAACUUUGUCAUGUGGAAAUAAUUAAUUAAAUAUAGACUACAAUUCCAUGCUAAAAGUUUUCGGGUCAAACGACCCAUUAGGAAUCAUGUUGAAAAAGAUACGCCUAUAUGUAAAAGUAAGUUUAAGCACCAUGGCGUCAGUUUUGCACGGUAAAGGUAAGAAUAUGAAUAUCACAUCCUUUGGUUGCUGGAUACUAACUCUGCAUAAGUAUUCGAACUUAGAUAAAUAUAAAUCGUACUUAAAUAAAUCCGGUAAAAUCGAUACCGGAGUUUAAAAAAAAUAUUUGAUCUCCCGUCAAUUUCCGAAGCCCUAUGUGAUUUAUUUCUGUACGGUAUUUUUGUAACUCGCUUCGAAUAUUUAUGCAGAGUUAGUAUCCAGCAACGCCGUACAUAUUUACUGAUGCAAGGGUGAGAGACCAAGGGGUGUGAUAUUCAUAUUCUCACCUGUAAUCACCUGUACCCCGCAAAGCUGACGCCAUGGUGCUUAAACUUUUACAUAUAGGAGCAUCUUUUUCAACAUGAUUUCUGGUGGGUCAUUUCACCCGCAAAGUUUUAGCAUUUGAUUAAGUAUAUUGUUAAGAUAGAAUUAUCGAAAUUCAAUGUAGGCAUUAUGUACUUCAACGACUUAACGAAGUCAUAGCUUCGUUAAGUCGUUAAAGACAGCUCAAUGCUGCAGCAAGUAAAAAAUUUGUAAACAGUUUUCGUUAUAGAGUCCGUUCAGGUUCAGGUUGUAGAUUUGAGUGCAUAAACAUCAAAUAUUUACAAUCUUGGUUGGUCUCAUUUCAGUUUGAACGCACUCGCACUUUCGCAGAGAGCUUUGGACUCGACAACAUAUCCGUUUUAACUCUUCUGUAGAUAUGUAUAAAUAUAUAUGAUUAAAUUCUGAUUAAAUUUGAUGAUUCUCGCAAAAAUAAGGCUAGAUUAAGAGGGGUUGAGUUUCCAGUUUAUGCACGUUUGUUUGUUUAUUCAAAAUUGUAAAUAAUGAAAUAUACAUGGAAAAUUAUACAUACAGAACGCGAGGGAUCUGCUAGCCUGUAGAGAGAAGACUGUCAGUGAGUUGCCCUGUGUCCUUAUCAUAGUCAUAUGAUGCAUAGAGAUUUUGUGUCUCCAAUAAUGUAAACAAUAUAUAGCCAAUGACAUAGAUUAGACAAGAACAAAUAGAAAUUAACUGGCAGUCUUCUCUCUCAUUCGUCAUAUCGCAAAUUUUGGGCCAUGGCGUUCUCUAGUUUAAUAUUCUAUGGAAAUAUAGCGAUACAACUGUGCAACUUUUGUUCAUACAUUUUUUUCACAUAACCUCAAAAUUUAUGUGAAAAAUGCAAAUA
Messenger RNA from Chrysoperla carnea, 2671 nucleotides. RefSeq names its product dihydroorotate dehydrogenase (quinone), mitochondrial (gene Dhod). Gene Ontology annotation, molecular function: dihydroorotate dehydrogenase activity. Lineage: Eukaryota; Metazoa; Arthropoda; Insecta; Neuroptera; Chrysopidae. Gene Ontology annotation, biological process: pyrimidine ribonucleotide biosynthetic process; 'de novo' pyrimidine nucleobase biosynthetic process. The transcript has 5 exons. Gene Ontology annotation, cellular component: mitochondrial inner membrane; cytoplasm. The coding region runs from base 49 to 1230 and encodes 393 amino acids. The record is from RefSeq and is a predicted model, not a curated record.